AUGGCAGCAACUAUAGAUCUCUCUCAGCUUCCAGACAUUAGCGACCAGCUGGUCACGCCAGACAACCCGGCCCGCGACUCAGCAGAAGGGAUGGAUGUCGCCCGCUGCGUUGCUCUACACAACUACCUGGUUCACUAUGCCUGGGUGGCCCAGGGCCGUUCGCCAGAUUCUCUGCGCCGAAAUAGCUAUACCUAUUUUGCAGUCAAAGGCGAUGCUGCAGAGGCUAUCCGUCCUAGGCUUCACCCGUCGCUGGCGGCUUUCCUAGACACAGCGAUACUGCCUCUUUACCAAUACCGUCCCUCUGGAUACCUGUUCUACUACGCUCAUUAUUUCAAUGACCCGCGAUAUCUAUUCGACAACGACGCGGCCGACCUGCAGGAUAUGCCAGCGGAUAGUCUGGUGAACCUCUACUCAGGCGGGAUGGAGAUUGAAUCCGGCGGUGGUUUGUUCUACCAUCAAGGCUCCCAUUGCGCCGUGGUCUUUAUGCAUAUGGAUGCCCAUGAUCAAGCAUUCCCCAUUGAGGCUCAUGAGGAGCUCUGGCACCCAUUUGAGACGGUGCUCUCUAACUGGAUCAACCUGAUACAUAUCGGCAAAGUUGUAGGCUCGCUCCCUGAUGAGCCAGGCUUGUUCGACUGUGAGAAGUUCAUGUGCUGGGAGUGGCGGCCCUACAGUGAUGCUCAGGUCGAUACUUGCAUCGCUGCGUGGGACCGGUUGUGUGAAGCCAUCGAGGCGCGCAUCUCGAGCAGCACGGCCGGUAGGGCGGUUGAUAAUAAGGAUAAUGAUAAUAAGGAUAAUAAUAACCGCCGUAAUUCAGGGUUAGUCCCCCAGGCCGUCCUGGAUGCUGCUUCAGUGCCUGAUCCCGGCUUUGCGCGUGCCUUUCUGACUCGUGCACGACGGCCGCUAUUCCAUCGCAUUGCUCCAGGGCUUGUCUUGCCCGCAAUGGACGAGGCUGGAUUUGCGGAAGAACAACCGUACACCCGCCUGCCUCGUUCCUCGCCUUACUCAAUACCGCCCGUCUGCCUUUUCCCCGCUGCCGGGGAACAUCUGGUCAAGUUGACAAGCAUGACGUGCGCAUUUACUGAUGACUUUAGUGCAUCGUCUGUUCAUUCAAAUAUUCCACCCCGAGUGAAUGCUGGUGUCUAUAGUGAGUCUGUUGAGCGGAAUCGAGUCGACAACGCGGAGGAAGGAUUUCGGCUGUUACUUCCCUUCAGCUUUAUGGAGCGUGAUUGGGAAAACACUGGUUUAGGCGCGCGGAAGAGCGACGGGUCUCUUGCGGGCGCGGAUUCACCAGGGAAUGUGGGAUGCCUCUUUCAGCAUGGAUACAAACCGUUUGGCGGCGAAAACUUGCGCCCCCAGCGGCUGGAAUGUUUGUUCAAUUGUUGGCGCAAGCUCAUAGUCGAUAGCGUCUGGUCGGUUGGGCCGGAAGGGGUGGAAGGCACCCUUGAUACGUUCAGGGAAGCCGACGGAGAGCGUUGGAGGCACUAUUACAUCCCGCCCUCAUGGUAA
Molecule: messenger RNA, 1506 nt
Organism: Arthroderma uncinatum
Lineage: Eukaryota; Fungi; Ascomycota; Eurotiomycetes; Onygenales; Arthrodermataceae
Exons: 1
Coding region: 1-1506 (501 amino acids)
Source: RefSeq, a predicted model, not a curated record